Molecule: messenger RNA, 1180 nt
Organism: Paramecium octaurelia
Lineage: Eukaryota; Ciliophora; Oligohymenophorea; Peniculida; Parameciidae
Source: the annotation of a GenBank genome assembly
CAUAAAUGAAAGGAGGUAAAUAAUAAAAGAACAAAUCAAUCUGGGAUCAAGUCAAAAAUGAAGAAAAGGACUUCUACUACAACUUUUUGGCUAAAAAAUACAGGAAUCUCUAAAAGAAACUCAAGGAUAUUGCUGACCUAGAGGAAUUACAAAAAACUAAAGAAUUGAAACAAGAAUAGAUCUAGAAGAUUCAAGGCAAAGAAGAAAACAAUGAAAGAAUUAAAGAAUUAGAAGGUACUCUCUCGAAUUGGCUCAACGCUAAGAAAGAAGCCGAACAAUAAGGAUCGAUUAUCACUAUUGAAGCAUAUAUUAUAAUUCUUUAAAAUCUCGCCUAAGAUCCAUAAUUGGUUGCUUUGUUAGCCCAAGACCAUGAAUCCACACAUGAAUUAGCUAAAAAAUUGUAAUCUAAAAUAGUUGGAUAAUAAGGCAAAACAGAUUAACCAUGGAAAGGAUUGAAAGUAUUUGAAUUACUCCUAAUAUUUAGUUAAAUGUUCAACUCUAAGAAUAAGUCCAAGAACCUAAACAAACUCAAGAUGUAACUGAAACAGAACCUGUACAAUAAUAAGUUCAAUAAGUUAUACAACAAUAAGAAUAACCUAUCCAAUCUAAAUAAACACCUUAAGAGGAAGUCUAACUUUAAUCCAAAUAGCCUGAAUAGCCUGAAGUCUAAGAAACUUAAGAACAACAAUAAUUCAAUGAAUAAUAACCCUAAGAUGAACAACCCUAAGAAGAUACCGAAAAUUAAGUCUAAGAACCUAAGCAAGAUCAAUAACCAUAAACAAGGGAAGGUUAAAGACAUCACCAACAUCAUGACGAUAGAAGAAACUACAAAAAGAAUUACAAUAACAAUAAUUAUGAUAGAAGAAACAACAACUACGAUAGACCAUACAGAGGAAACAAAUAACAUUAUCACAAUAGAGACAGAAAUUAUCAAUAGGAAUAAAUCUGGGAAGAAAAGGUUGAUAAAUAGGCUCCUUAAAAUCAAGAAGACUAAUAACAGGAAGAAGAUGACUACAUUACCGUUAGAAGCAAGUAUUAUUUACCUUUAUGCCAUCUAGAAAACCAUAGAAACCAUAGAGAGGAGGUUAAAGAAAUUAUGACAAUAGAAAUAACAAUAGAAAUUAUGAAGGCAACCAAUAAAGAAGAUAGAAAAAUAAUGAGGAAGGUGAUUAAUGAGAGU